AUAUCAUCAAAAUAUUGUUUCCUUCUUCUCCUUGUGAUCCUGAAAACUUUCCCAUGUGCUAAAGCUAGGCUUCAUCAGUUCUUUGCAGGCAACUGGCAAUUUUUUUUCUCUAUUUUUCUUCUGUUUUUGUAGUUUCCAUAAUAUGCAACAUUCUUCUAAGCUAAACAAAAACAAAAGUACAAAAAACCCUGCAAAAGAAACUGCACAAGAUCCAACGAAAAACUUCCCAACAGUUUAGUACUACUACAUUACCGGAAAACCCCAUGAGUUUCUAAAACUUUUCCCAUGUUUAGUCUGUCAGCACAGCAAAAAAAAAAUGAACUUGUUUCUGUAAGGACAACAAGGAAUUGAAAAAGAAAAACUACUUCCAACAAUGGAUGAACUAAACCAAUGAAGAUUUAGAGUUUGUUUCUCUGUCUGUCUGUCUAUCUCUUUCUCUCUCAGGAACUGUUGGUAUCCGUCUUAAGGUCUAGCUAUGGACUUCAGGACACGUCUUGAUUAUGCUUUGUUCCAUCUCACUCCAACUAGAACCAGAUGUGAUCUGGUGAUUUUUGCCGGGAAAGAGAAUGAGAAAUUGGCGUCAGGAUUGUUAGAACCCUUCAUUUCACACCUCAAAAGUGCUAAAGAUCAGAUAUCAAAAGGAGGGUACUCUAUAACUCUUCGUCCAGUGGGCUCAACGCCUUCCUGGUUCAUAAAAGGCACUCUGCACAGGUUUGUGAGGUUUGUUAGCACACCAGAAGUUCUUGAGAGAUUUGUGACAGUGGAGAGAGAAAUUGAGCAGAUUGAGAAUUCAAUUCAAUCAAAUGAAGCAAAUGCUACAGGGGCGACAGAGGCAGAUGGAACUGAGUCAGUUGUUUCAGGAAAUUUCCAAAAGUCAUUUUCUUCAUCAAAGUCAAAAGGUGAAUACAAUGGAACCGGUGAUGCUGUUCAAGAGGAAAAUUCCAAGGUUCGUCUUCAACGAGUUCUGGAAACUAGAAAGAAAGUACUUUCAAAGGAGCAAGCAAUGGCUUAUGCUCGUGCUCUGGUUGCUGGAUAUGAACCUGAUAAUAUAGAUGACCUCAUAUCUUUUGCAGAUGCUUUUGGUGCUUCACGUUUAAGGGAAGCUUGCAUAAAUUUCAUGGACUUAUGCAAGAGAAAGAAUGAAGAUAGGCUUUGGAUGGCUGAAUUAGCAGCAAUGCAAGCAAGUACUAGACCAGACUUGUCUUACCUCGAAACAUCUGGAAUCAUACUUGCUGGGGAAGAAAAUGAUCCUAGUCAAAAUCUUAUGACGAAUUUCUCUGGCGGGAAGCAUAAUGGUUCAGCCGAUGCCUUUGAUGCUAGCAGUGGAGAUAUUAACCAAGAUGAUAGAUUGCCAUCCACAGAUGGGAAAGCUCAAGUACAAAUGCCGUGGCCACCCCAUUUUCCUCAGUACAUGCACAAUUUUCAGGGUCCUCCAUUUCAGCAAAUGCCUCCAUAUCAAGGCUACCUUUUUCCUGGUAUGCAUGCUGCCCCUCCAUAUUAUUCAGGGAAUAUGCAUUGGCCUCCAAAUGUAGAGGAUUCUAGUCUUAGUCGUGCAUGGGAACCAGAUGAUCGUAGAAGUCAUAAAUCGUCUUCUAGGAGCAAAAAGAAAUCUUCGCGUGGGAAGGGUGAUGAAACUUCAAAGCAAGAUGAAUCCACUGAGACUAGUGAUUCCAGCUCUCAGAGUGAACCAGAAGAGCAGGUGCAUAAGAAAAAGCAUGGAAAGAAAUCCUCAAGAAAGGUUGUCAUCCGCAAUAUUAAUUACAUUUCUUCCAAGAGGAAUGGAGAAAAGGGCAGUGAUUCUGAAAAGACUUCUGAUGAGGAUGAGUUCAUUGAUGGAGAUUCUCUCAAACAGCAAGUAGAGGAGGCUGUUGGAUCGCUGGGGAGACAACAUAAAUCUACCUCACGUCAUCAUAAGAAGCGCGAAGGAAGCAAGCAUCGAAACACUAUUUCAUAUGAUGAAGAUGAACUGGAAACUCAGGUUGGUACUGCAAAAAAUUCUGAGGGAGAAAGAAGAAACAAUCCCUGGGAUGCUUUCCAGAACCUUCUGUUGCAGGACAAGGAUUUGGAUUCUUCAGAAGUAGAUCCUGUAAGGUUGAAAGAAGAAUAUUUUGCGAGCAAGGGCUCAGAAGAUGGAAGGUCAACAGCAUUUAACCCAAACUCUGAGGGAGUAACAAAGCAGCGAGCUAUCUCAAGUGAUCCCUUUCUGGCCUCACAGAUGGAUAGGGGUCAUGAAGGUGAAACUCCAGUUGGAAACUUUGGAACUAAUGAAUUUGGUGGCCCGGUUGUUAAGAGAAGGGAGAGCACAAAUGAGGAGUUGUUAAUGUUGCAAGGCAAUGAUUCUGGGAUCAGUUCCACAGCUAAUAUCUCUGAUUAUGUCACAGAAUCGACUAUGAUCAGAAGUCGCAAGGAAGGAGAAUGGUUUAUCAACAAACAACUGGAUAAAUCAGCAAAUCAGGAUGAGAUCAUGGGCCUCAAAAUGUUUGAUGGGGAUAAUGCUUCUUUAUUAGCUGGGGAACGUUUCAACUCUGAGAAAAACAAAAAAGACGUUUUCGUUGAUGACUCUUUAAUGAUUCAAGGUCCAUCAGUGGGAGAAGAUCAAUCUGAUUCUCAGUUAAGGAUAGGUAUAGGCAUGGUUCCAGAAAUUGAAGCAACUCAAUACGAAAAUGUCAAUUCAGAAAAUGUACAGAAGACUGCUUCUUUUUCCUAUGAGCCAGAUGACCUUUACAUGAUGCUUGGGCGUGAUUCAGCUGAGGAGAAUGCCAUGACUUCUUGGACUCCAGAAAUCGACUAUGAAAUGAAUGUACUAUCUGCUGAAGCGAAUAGAAAGCACUCUGAUGUUGAAACAACUGGUGCUGGUGGUAAAAAACGUGGAAGUUCUGAGGGAAAACUUUCAAAUAAAGAAGUCCGUUCUAGAGUUUCCAAUGGAUCUCUUGUCAAGAGCAAAUCAGAUAUAGCAUCAAAGAGCAGGAAACCACCAGCUGGAAGCCAAACCACAGUACGGAAAACCAAAUUUGAUCAGGAAGAGGAGAAUAGAAAGAAAAUGGAGGAGUUACGGCUCCAGCGCCAGAAGAGAAUUGCUGAGAGGAGUUCUGCUAGUGGUCCUAAUCCUGUUACUUCCAGGAGGAGCUCCACAGAAAAUAAAACUUCAACAACUUCUAUGAAGAGUCAACAGCUGAAUCAGGACACAAAGAAAUUAUCAAAGCCAGUCCUUAGAAGUUCCACUAUAGAACGCCUUGCAACUGCACGCAAUACUUCAAAGGUCUCAUCAGCUGAAUCAAAAUCAAGCCGGCCAAAAAGGUCAACAUUGAAGGAAAAUGGUUCUUCAACAACAGAAUCUCAGAAGACUGAUUGUGUUGAGGAUAAGAAAUCAAGCACAAACAAAGUCAAAGCUUCACAAAUGAAAAGUGGCACAAAUAAAGUACUUUCCAGUGAUUCUGAUGCACAAGGAAAGGACUCCAAAGAGGUCACAGUAGCAUUGCCAACGGAACCAGCAGCAUCCAAGGCAAUUCAACCUGCUGACAUUGUUGAUGAUUUCAAAGACAUUCAGGAGUUGCAGAGUACUUCAAUAGAAAAAACUGAAGGGAAUGCAAUUUCUCAAAGAAACACAUCUGUGGACAGGAGCUCCAAUGGACAUAGGCUCUCUGAAGAUAAGCUAGAACAAUUAGGUGAUAUAAAAGGUGAUGAGGAAUUUACUAAGGCAUCUACAGUUGUUUCUGAAGACAAAAGAGCACCAGAAGAUUUUGCUGAAGAUAUUCCUGAGAAGACUGUUCAUCCCUUGCCACGAUUGCCUAACAAGACUGUCAAGUUUUCCACUGUAAAUAUCGAAGGGAACUGUGCAAGGAAUGAAAAAUAUCUGUCACCUAGGAUUUCUGAAAUAGAGAUCUCAACUCCACCGCCAAAUAAUGGAAUGGACACAGAACCAGUACACCUCAGAAAGAAAUGGAACAAUGAUGAAAGCUCAACUAAAGCAGCCAAAGGGUUUAGAAAGCUCCUUUUCUUUGGAAAGAAAAGCAGAAACUCUGCUACUUAACUGAUUCCAUAGACCUAGUUAAUUCUUGCUACCAGCUUAUAAGUGUGUACUUGCCAUUCCAUAAUGCUUAUGCUUCAGGUUUUUGGUUGUUCGAGAGCUUCAGGUGGAGCGUACGAAUAAGGCCUUUGAUGUUGCUGCCAUUCAAGGAUUCAUGAAAUAAAAAUGAAAAAUAAAAAACGAAAAAAAAAAAGUAUUCAUACUGUAAUUUAUCUGUCUGAUAUAUCAUGCUGUAAGGGUUAAAAAACAUUCUUUUUGCUUGCUGUGCCUUUGUAAUCUACACUUGUUUUCACAUUUGAGUCAUUUUUGAAUCAUUUGCAAUUGUUAUUCAAAUCUUUGAUUUUAAGUUCCAUAUGAACACCUGUAAUUUUUCAUGGUAGCUGGACCAGAAAAGAUGUUACCAAUGGCUAACUUAUCAGUCCAUU
This is a messenger RNA of Durio zibethinus, 4452 nucleotides long. Its product is annotated as COP1-interacting protein 7-like. The record is from RefSeq and is a predicted model, not a curated record. NCBI's taxonomy places the organism in Eukaryota, Viridiplantae, Streptophyta, Magnoliopsida, Malvales, Malvaceae. Gene Ontology annotation, biological process: response to light stimulus; positive regulation of DNA-templated transcription.